Delphinapterus leucas (beluga whale) is the source of this 1042-nucleotide messenger RNA. Lineage: Eukaryota; Metazoa; Chordata; Mammalia; Artiodactyla; Monodontidae. The record is from the annotation of a RefSeq genome assembly.
AUUAACCCAUUCAUCUCUAUCAUAUUACUAUCAACCCUUAUCCUAAGCACAACAAUCGUAACCAUCAGCUCCCACUGACUAUUUGCCUGAAUCGGAUUAGAAAUAAACAUAAUAGCCAUCAUUCCCAUCAUAAUGAAAAACCCCACUCCUCGAGCCACAGAAGCCUCAACCAAAUACUUUCUAACACAGGCCACAGCAUCCGCACUACUUAUACUAGCAAUCAUCAUUAACUUAAUACACUCCGGUCAAUGAACCGUCAUAAAAUUAUUCAACCCAACAGCAUCUCUCCUAAUAACAAUAGCCCUAGCCAUUAAACUAGGAUUAGCCCCCUUUCACUUUUGAGUGCCAGAAGUUACACAAGGCAUCCCUCUAACCACAGGACUAAUUCUUCUUACAUGACAAAAACUUGCACCUAUUUCAAUCCUCUACCAAAUCUCCCCAUCAAUCAACCUACACCUAAUAAUUACUAUAUCUUUCCUAUCUAUCCUAAUCGGAGGCUGAGGUGGACUAAACCAAACACAACUCCGAAAAAUCAUAGCCUAUUCAUCAAUCGCCCAUAUAGGAUGAAUAACCACUAUUUUGUUAUAUAACCCAUCCCUUACUAUACUAAACCUGUUAAUCUACAUUAUCCUGACCUUCACCAUAUUCACACUACUCAUCCAAAAUUCCACCACCACCACACUACUACUAUCCCAAACAUGAAAUACAAUACCAAUUAUAACAACCUUCACCAUACUCACCCUCCUAUCCAUAGGAGGACUCCCUCCACUCACAGGAUUUAUACCCAAAUGAAUAAUUAUUCAAGAGCUAACAAAAAACGAUACCCUCCUUUUACCAACUCUCAUAGCCAUUACAGCCCUACUCAAUCUAUACUUCUAUAUACGUCUCACCUACUCCACAGCACUAACCCUAUUCCCCUCCACUAAUAACAUAAAAAUAAAAUGACAGUUUCACCCCACAAAACAAAUAACCCUUUUACCAACAGCAAUCGUAUUAUCCACCAUACUCCUACCUCUCACACCAAUAUUCUUUAUUCUACUAU